Messenger RNA from Peronospora matthiolae, 732 nucleotides. The record is from the annotation of a GenBank genome assembly. Lineage: Eukaryota; Oomycota; Peronosporomycetes; Peronosporales; Peronosporaceae.
AUGAAUAUGUUGGAUGAUGAAGAUGACCAAAGCUUUCACGCUACGCGUGACAGCUACUCCCAUUUGAGCGAUGUCGAAUGGGAUGCGGUUGAACGGAUGGGUUCAACCAUGGGCAUCCAUGCUGUUAGCGUCAUGCUAGAGGCUCUCAAUAGAGAUGCCCAAUAUGCUACUAUCGCCAAGUUCACUCAAAACGAACUUGACGCUGUACGCGAGAAAGUAGCCUUGCUUCACCAACAAGGUUCUCAACAAUCAGAGUUGUUGAGAGAACAGGGUGUUCAACAGUUUGAACUGUUGAGACAGCAGCAGGCUGCUGCUGACGACGCCAUAAGGGCACGUCGCAUCGACGACGGGGAAAUGCAAGUUGCAUUUGCCCAGUCAAAUCUGGCAGGACGUGCCAAGACUUGGGCACUGGGGCUCAAGUUGCACGACCCAUAUGCGUUUGGGUCGUUGGAAGUCUUCAAGUCGCGGCUUAGACAAACGUUUGAACCGCCUAGAGCUGAGUUCAGGGCUCGGACCGAACUCUUGAAGCUCAAGCAGGGUAAGCGUGAUGUGCACGCUUACGCGCAACAUAUACGACAUCUCACGAGUUGUAUUAGUUCCAACCCGGUUGAUGAACACACGUUGGUUUCGCUGUUCAUGCAGGGUCUUGCGGAUGGUCCCGUCAAGACUCACCUGUUCCGACUUGAACUAGAUUCACCAGAACAAGCAAUUUCCAUUGCGGAACAAGUCUGA